AUGGCGUGACAGCGAACUUCACGAACAUAUGCUAUGUAACGUGUAUAGUACGUAACAAUUAUUCGUGCAGUUAGCGAUAUAAAAUAAAUUGUUACAAUUAUUUUUGGAUUAUUUUAGGCUUUAUUGCUGGCUGCUUUAUACAUUCUAGUGAUAUUGCAGUGAUUCCACAAUCGAUUGAUUAACAUUUCUGUUUUAUUUAAUACAAGUUAACAAUACAAUGUUAUUUGUGAAGAAUUUAAUUUUAUUAAAUCUAUUAAAUCUAUUGCUCAUAUGUUUUGUCUUCGGCAGUCCCGAAGAAGAGCAAGGCGUGAAGUACGCCGAUCAUUGUGAAGUGUGUAAAGUUUUAGCUAUGGAGCUUGAAGCUAGACUGGAUGAAACUGGAAGAACACAUGAUGUUAUAGAGCUUGGAUAUGCAUUGGAUGAUGUCGCACCAAAAAAAAAAAAAGAAUAUAAGAAGUCAGAACUGCGUCUAGUGGAAUCUAUGGAAAAUAUUUGUGAUCGUAUAUUGGAUUAUAAUAUACACAAAGAACGUACAGAUAGUACAAGAUUUGCAAAAGGAAUGAGUCAAACAUUUAAAACACUGCAUGAUCUUGUAGACAAAGGUGUCAAGGUAGAAUUGGGGAUUCCAUAUGAAUUAUGGGAUAAGCCUUCAGUAGAAAUAACUACUUUAAAAACCCAAUGUGAAGUUUUACUAGAGAAUCAUGAAGCUGAUAUUGAGGACUGGUAUCAUAACUAUCAAGGAAAGGUUUCUUUAAUUAGAUAUUUAUGUUCUGAACGUGCAUUGAAAGAGCAAAAUGAUUCUUGCUUGUACGAAAAAGGCGACACUGGGAAAGAUUUAAAGAAACAAGAGAAAAAAAUAAAAAAGAUAUCAAGUAAGAAAGAAAAUUUGAAGGAUAUUCAAUAUAAAUAUUCAAAACAAGAAUUAUAAAACUAAGUGAACAAACUUUAAGAAUAAACAUUGCUUAUUAAUAAACAAAAUGUGAUUCUACAUUCAGUAGAGUAAUACAACAUAAUUAAUAUAAAAUACUGUACUAUAUAAAGAUAAGCUGUAAAUAUGUCUAUAUAUGUGCCAUAUUAUAUUGUAAGGAAUUUUAUAAUAAAUUUUCUUUAUAUAAUGAAA
Linepithema humile (Argentine ant) is the source of this 1120-nucleotide messenger RNA. The record is from RefSeq and is a predicted model, not a curated record. Lineage: Eukaryota; Metazoa; Arthropoda; Insecta; Hymenoptera; Formicidae.